Molecule: messenger RNA, 2424 nt
Organism: Saprolegnia parasitica CBS 223.65
Lineage: Eukaryota; Oomycota; Saprolegniomycetes; Saprolegniales; Saprolegniaceae
Exons: 11
Coding region: 1-2424 (807 amino acids)
Molecular function (GO): carboxypeptidase activity
Source: RefSeq, a predicted model, not a curated record
AUGAAGCACGAGCAGUUCACCGAGGAAGACGAUACGGAGGAAGAAGUCGUCCUCAACGUGCGCCGACCCUCUCGCCUCACGAUCCCGGACCCGGCUGAGAAGCGCAACAUGUACGCGGACUCGCCCCGCGCAAGCCGCGAGCCACCGACGCUCUCGCUGGCCGAGCAGCGCCGGCGCAAGCUCAUCGGAUGCUCGUCGCUGGCCGCGCUCUUCUUGAGCGUCGUCGUCUGCAUCGCCAUGAUCCGCGUCCUUUCGGGCAACGAGCAUCUCAGCGCGCUCACGCCCAACCAGCGCAACUUUAUGCUGGCGACCAAAGCCGCCGGCGCGAAAGAGACGCUUGCCUACUACACCAAGGAGUCGCGCGCGGCGGGCUCGACGGGUGACCUUGCGAUGGCCAAGUACAUUAUGCAGAAGGCGCUCGACUUUGGCUUCCCAGAAGACAAAAUCAAGCUCAGCGAAUACGAAAUUCUCCUCAACGAGCCCACGUCAGUGCGCGUCGGUCUAGUUGGCGCCGUGAAGGACCUCGCCGAGUCCUACAUCAACAAGCCUUCGGUGACUCCGUUCCACUAUUACUCGAUGAACGGAACGGCUCAAGGCAAGCUUGUGUACGCCCACUACGGCCGAUCCAACGACUACGAUAGACUGCGCGCUGCGGGCGUCGACUUGAACGGCAAGGUGCUCUUGGUGCGCAUGGGCCGGAUCUCACUUGCGGCCAAAGUCGAGAUCGCCAAGGAGACGGGCGCCGUCGCCGUCCUGACCUACAGGCAAGGCGUGGCCGAAUGGGCCUUACGCGCCCACGGACCGCGCGCUUUUGGCACGGUGUACAUGGGCAACGGAGACCCAUCGACUCCCGACGAUGUCUCGGUGCCACUCAUGGAGCGCCUGCCUGUGGACAUGGUCUUUUCGGAAAACAACACGCGCAACCUCAUGCCGCAGAUCGUGAGUGUGCCGAUUAGCGCAGACGUUGCCAAGAGCCUGCUGAGCAGCGUCAACGCGGGCGUAGCUGCCAAGAGUCUCUUUCCCGACUUUGCGCCGGGGCUGAAAGGCGCGUCGUAUCUCUGCGGCGACAGCUCGGACGACGUGGUCGUGGAGAACAUUCAAAAAUACAGCUACAAGAAGACGUGGAACGUCGUCAUCUUGCUCGAGGGUACGCGCGAGGCCGACCGCAUGGUGCUCAUCGCGAGCCAGCGCGACUCGAUCACGUCCGGCUCCAUCUCCCCGGGCAGUGGCAAUGCGGUCUUUAUCGAGAUGCUCCGAGGCAUCGGGAACCUCUUGAGCCAAGGAUGGGCGCCCCACCGCACGCUCUUCUUGGCGUCCGUGGACGCUGAAGACUAUGGCAAUGUCGGCACCUCCGAGUGGAUAGACCGCCACUCGUCGAGUUUUGCGGCGCGUGCCGUUGUCUUCUUGAACGUCCGAGACCCGGUGGUUGGCCCCGGUGCGCUUACCGUCGAAGCCAGCUCGAGCUUGCGCACAGCUCUGCUCUACGCGACGCUUGGUAUUGCGCAGCCUGAGACGAACCCUAGCGACACGCUCAACCCGUCGAGCAUUCUCAGCAACAUUACGCUGCAUUCCGACGAGGGUGCAGUCUCUGGUCCGACGUCGUUUAUUCACGGCAACACGACACUGGUGUGGGAAGACUUGACGAAUGCAGUGUCGGACUCCAUUUACUACUACUGGCUCAAGGCCACGAAAGCCUCCGACCCGAGCGCCGUGACGCCAUCAAUCUCGACGCCCGGUACGACGCACCUCUUGUCGCCUUUUGUGGUCCGGCUGGGUGUGCCCGUCGUCGAGCUUGCCUUCGACUCUGGCAUCGACUCAAUCGACGAUACGUCGUACGACACGCUCGACUGGAUGAAGGCGUACGGUGAUCCGUCCUUUACGUUUCACCGCGCGGCCGCCCAGCUCUACGGCAGCAUCAUGCUUUCGUUCAGCGACUCUGUGUUUUUGCCCUACGACUUUGUCGAGUACGCCAAGGACCUCCGCGCUGGAAAAACGCAGCUCGUCUCGGUCCUCUCAACGUACAAGGCGUUUUCGCUGAACCUCGACCGUCUCGAGCGAGCGAUCGUUGCUUUCACCAAGGUCGCGACCAACGUCAACAAGGAAAUUGUGCAAAUGUCCGAUGAGAUGCUCGACGUGUUGAACGGUCAGAUGAUUGUGGACGUCAAGCGAGCGCGGGACAUGAACAACCGGUUGAUGAUGACGGAGCGCGCGUUCUUGUUCCCGGAAGGUCUCCCUGGAAAACCGUGGAUGAAGCACUCGAUUUACGGUCUCUCGGUAUGGAACGACUACAAUGUUACGCUUUUCCCGGGCGUCUUUACGGCUCUGAGCGAGAAGAGCCUCAUUGACGCCAAGCACCAGCUGCACCGCCUAUGUCGCACGAUCGAAGACGCGACGGAUACUUUGGCAACGGUCAAGCUCGCGUAG